AUGACAACGAAAAAAGCGUGCGUGGAGGCGCCCAAAAGGAGCCGGAGUCCCGUGGUUCUGGAGGCAGAGAUGUUCAGUGAAUUUCAGGACUGGUGUCUCCGGACCUACGGGGACUCGGGCAAAACAAAGACGGUCACCAGGAGAAAAUAUAACAAGAUCAUGCAGACGCUGUUGCAGAACGAGGACUCGGACGGCGUGUAUGUCGACAGCAGCCACAUCAACGCCAAAUUCAAAUUCUGGGUCAAAUCUAAAGGUUUUCAGGUCGGGAACAACAUCUUAGGAGAGCACAACAAGAAAGGCACCCCAGGGAAGCCCGUAUUAUACGUCCCAGUCAAGUCUACGUGCUCCGAUGGCGCUUCGAUGCAGGAAAACUCCUCGCUGAAGCGUGUAGCUGUAGUGGAAGACUUCUUUGACAUCAUCUAUGCCAUGCACGUUGAGAUUGGCACGGACCCCGGCAGAGCCCCCAAACAUGCAGGCCAGAAGAAGACAUACAAAGCGAGAGGUCCUGUCACGUCUGAUCGUGUGUACCCUUUUGAGGAGGCAGCAGCCGCACUGGGGCAGGGCAUAAUAUGGAGCUGUCAGAGUGGCCUUCUGGGAGGUGCACUGCUCUGGGUGGCCUUUCCCCCUCUGCUGCUGUUGCCUGUGGGUGGUGGUGGUGGUGGAGGGGCAGAGGGGAUGAGAGAGGAUGGGGAGCAGCCGUGGUGGGCACCCCUGCUGCCUCUGCAUGGUCACGUGAAGGUCGCGUCUAACAGGGAAACGCCAGCGGGGGCGAGGAGCAGAGUGAUCGCAGAGACGUACGCCUUCUUGCCCCGGGAGGCGGUGACUCGGUUCCUCAUGAGCUGCGGAGAGUGUCAGAAGCGGAUGCACAUCAACCCGAGCGCCGCGGAGUUCAAAGAAAAUGACAGGCCAACGUCACUCGUCCCGGACCUCAUCGACUAUAACAUGCCUCUUACCGCCACCUACCUGAAGCAGAUGAAACUGCAAUGCAUGACCAACACGGAGCGGCUCAGGGAUGACAGUUCGAUGAGCAGCGAGGACAUGGCCACCGCAGAGCCCACGUGGAUCACCGUAGAGCAGCCUCCAGUGCCUGAGCCCAGCCCUCCCAAUGGGGACCACGCCCUGCCGGACGCCGUCAAGGAUGAGAUGGAGGAUGAGGACUCUUCAGACAGCGCCAGUGCCAACGGGCUGCCGGCUCCGACCCCGCCCGAGCUGCAGUCCGUGGGGGGUGCUGUCCCGGACGGAGGGGCCUCGUUCGGGGAGGUGAGGGAGAACGGCGUCAGCGCACCCCUGGACUUCAGCACAAACUCCUCCUCCUCCUCUUCAGAAGAUCAGCAGCCUGUGAACCUGAGCGACCGGAUACUGCCCUCCUCCACCUCCCCCCUCAGCACUUACCCCUCCGACCCCAGCAGAGCCUUCACCAACAAGUCCCCUCCGUACAGCUCCGGCAGCUACGACUCGGUGAAGACGGAGGCCAUGAGCGUGGAUGAGCUGAGCGCGGCGCGGGCUCACAUCAUGGACGAAGACGACGACGAGCACGACGAGCACGACGACAGCGACAAGAUCAACGACGCCGAAGGGAUGGACCCCGAGAGACUCAAAGCCUUCAACAUGUUUGUGCGUCUGUUCGUGGAUGAGAACCUGGAUCGCAUGGUGCCCAUCUCCAAGCAGCCCAAGGAGAAGAUCCAGGCCAUCAUGGAGUCGUGCGGCCGACAGUUCCCAGAGUUCCAGGAGCGCUCUCGCAAACGCAUCCGCACCUACCUCAAAUCUUGUCGCCGCAUGAAAAAAGGCGGCUUUGAGAUCCGACCGACACCUCCUCACCUCACCUCCGCCAUGGCAGAGAACAUCCUGGCUGCAGCCUGCGACAGCGAGUCCCGCAACGCCGCCAAGAAGAUGCGCCUGGACGUGUACCCAGCCACGGAGGAGCCUAUGUGUAUUGACAAGAGCACCCCCAGAGACCCCGCCUCUGUGGCCCCUGGGUUCACCAUCGCCAGCACACCUUUCGCCCAAGACCAGCUCUACGCCAACGGAGGCCUCACCUACAGCGUCCGCUACGGCGCGGUCAGCAGCAGCCAGCCCGCCACGGGGACCGCACAGACCAACGGACCUACAGAUCUUAGUAUGAAAUCUGUCGGCCCAAACUCCACCUCGUCCAGUGCCAACGGUCAGGGUGGUGGUGGAGGGGGGGCGUCGGCACAGCUCAGCCCCCCAGAGGUCACCGCAGUGAGGCAGCUGAUUGCGGGGUACAGGGAGUCUGCGGCCUUCCUGCUGCGCUCGGCUGACGAGCUGGAGAACUUGAUCCUGCAGCAGAACUGA
Messenger RNA from Knipowitschia caucasica, 2313 nucleotides. NCBI's taxonomy places the organism in Eukaryota, Metazoa, Chordata, Actinopteri, Gobiiformes, Gobiidae. The record is from the annotation of a GenBank genome assembly.